UUUCAAUGCCAACGAAAUACAUAGAAACAAGCCUGUCUUUGAGCUAAGCCCUCCUCCCCCCAGCUCAGCCAACUAAUGACUUUGAUUCCUCCUUUUUGUCCUUUUCUGCAGACGGAAGACAGGCUGAGGUGAGUCUGAGUUUUGGGGUUUUGGAGUUGAACUUCCUAAUUCUUAGAGGUGUCUGUCAGUGCACACUGGAUCUGAUCAAAUGUCUGCUUUGGGAGUUUGCAGACUGGUGUACUCUGUGGACACACGUGGCUUGCGUUCUGUGAAGGGUUGUGUAAUAAAAAUGGAGAUUGUAUAUAAACCUUACAAUCUGUUUUUUUUUUUUUUUCUUUCCUUAAUUGAAUUCACCAGGGGAGUAUUAUUCACCUAAUUGAGACUUGUUGUGAGUUGACAACUGACUUGCAAAAUGUAGGCCAGAAUGACCAUAGUUGAAAAAUCUCUCCAGAAUCUUUAAGGUAAAAGUCAUGUUGGGACAGCACAGUUCACAUUUCAUGAAUAAACCCCUGCUUGUUAAAAGGUGUGACUCUGUGAAAUCACAGGAAUAUAGCAGUGUGCAAUUGUACUGUACAGAUGACUUUCUGUUCUAACAGAAUAGGAGAGUGGGAUUAUAGACUAUAGUUGAAGUUGAGUGGUUACAAGUUGAGUACUUCUGUGAUUUUAAGUGGUCAUGAUGAUAGGAGUCUGUAUGUGCAGGGUUCCUAAUAUCUAUUUUGUGAAAACUGUACAUCCGUUGUCAGCUGGCGACAGACAUGGUCACAUUGUCCCCUUGCAGGCAUGCAUACCUAUCAACGCUUUAAAUGGAAAAAGAGAGACGCUUUCAUUUUAGAGGUGUGAUUAGGACGGGGCUGUUCUAAGAAACGUUAGGUGACUUAUUAAUAAAAAUGAUUCAUGCUGCUGAAAUUUAAUUUAGAACAAUGCAUCUUAUUUACACAGACUGAUAUCUAAACACAGUUAUUGUUGUUUAAUGACUCAUUACUGUGAGUGUUAUUGCUGUGGAGCUCUGUUAUACACUCAGGCACACCAACAGUACAGAGCUACUAGAAAAGAGGGACAGAGGGAUAUGGGCACAACAUAGGGACUGAUUCUCCUAAAUAGGGACACUUGGGAGAGGUGUGUGUGUGUGUGUGUAUUUUUUAAGUAAAAUAUCCCUCCGUCUUUUCCCUUCCCAAUCCGUCCUGUCCUCUCACUGGCACAGAGCACAAUGAGAAGCAUUUAAUUGGACGAGGACCAUAAAUUACAUCUCCAGGCCUGUGGCCUGCUCAGAGUCUGAUGCAGUAUGUGUGAAUACUAUAGUAUGGUGGAUGCCGUGUGUGUAUAGUUUAGAGGCAGCUGUGUGUGUGUAUAGUAUGGUGGAUGCAGUGUGUGUGUAUAUAUAGUAUAAUUAUGAUUGGUAUUUAUAUAGCGCCAGCUUAUUCCACAGUGUUUUACAAUAAGAGGGGAAUUUACCAACCGAGACAGUAACAAAAUGUAACAGGAACAAUAGGUAGUAGGACUCUGCUCAAAUGAGCUUACAGUCUAAAGGAGGUGGGGUAUAAAAACAAAAUAGGAAGGGUAUUGAGGGAGACAGCAAACAGACAUGGUGAGAAAGUAGCAGAGCUGGAUGGAGGCGAGAGUGGAGUGUGGCCCUAUAGGAGAGAGCGAGAGGAAGGUCUGAGAGAUAGAAGUUACUCUUGGAGGCCAUAAGCAAUCCUGAAAAGAUGGGUUUUAAGGGACGUGUUAAAGGAUUGAAGACUAGGGGGAGUCUGACAGGGGUAGGCAGGCUGUUCCAAAGGAAAGGAGCCGCUCGUGAGAAGUCUUGCAGGCAUGAAUUUGCAGUAAGGGUGGUGAAUCGUACCUCUGGUGGGAGCAGUAGCAUGAUGUUUUCCUGAGUCCAUCAUACAUGCUGCUGUUUUGUAUACCUGUUCAAGACUUUUGUAUACCUGUUGAAGAUGUUUGGUAGACAUAUAUAUAUACAAGCUAUUUGCAAAUUCAAGGAAUGUGGAGAUGAACGAAUGGACCUGUGAUCCAAGAUCUGAUCCUGGUUCCAAGAUUUGACUAUUGCAGACAUCCUCUCAUGUAGGUUUAGGCUACAUUGGUUUCAGUAACCGGGCUGUAGAUGCAAGCAUAAACUCUGUUGUAUCUGGGUUGAGACUGGGAGUGAGUAUGUCUUCAGUCAUAUAGUAAGAAAUAAUGACACAGGAGACAUGCUGUAUCUGCAGACAGAUUUUUGCUGUGGUCAUCGAGGGUGUGUCCACAAAAGUCUGACCUCUCAAGGUGGUUCUGUAGCUAGACUGUGCUGACUUUUUAGAUCCUUUUCCAGAAUGCCAUUACUGGGCAAUGUGUGUGUAUACAUUUGCCUGUGAGUCUGUGUAUGUGUAAAUACAUAAAGGAGAGACAUGGCACUCUAGGGGAAAGAAUUCCAAAUUUAACUCCAGAGUAACCGAGCUGAAAGCAUAGCUGACUUAGAGAUUUAUUUUUUUCAGCUCAACUAUUUUUACCUUAAAUUUGAAAUUCACUUUACAUUUUCACUUUUAAUAAAUAACCCUGAUAGCCACAUUCCGGAGGUGCCGGAAAAACAUGUAUAAUCAAAUUCAGUUGCAAAAUGAACCAUUUAUUCUAUGUACAUAUGUUUUGUUUUUUUAGGACCAGAAAGUGAUCCCACAAAUCCCUUCUGUUGAUCUUCAUCAAACUGCCUUCUUAUAAAUAUGUGUGAAAACAACGGAUCAAGCUUCCCCUGCUCUACACAUCGUGGACUUGUGGUAUCUAAAUAUUUUCUACUUCUUUAACUAUUAGUAUUCUUUCAUUUUUGAUAAUAUUACAAAUAUUUCAUUGUUUCCUUGUUAUUUGUUUUAGUGUUGUAGCACACACAAUACAGGUUUAAAAGGACACUAUAGUCACCAGAACAAUUUCAGCUAAUUGCAUUUGUUCUGGUGAGCAUAAUCAUUCACUUCAGGCUUUUUGCUGUAACUCGACUAGCCACUCCUCAUAUGACCACUAGAGGUGCUUCCUGGGGCAGUGCUGCACAGUGUGACUGAGAUUCAGUGUCUCCACCCUUUGCAUGCAGACACUGAACUUUCCUCAUAGAGAUACAUUGAUUCAAUGCAUCUCUAUGAGGAGAUGCUGAUUGGCCAGGGCUGUGUUUAACUUGUGCUGGCUCUGCCCCUGAUCUGCCUCCUUUGUAAAACUCCACUAUGCCUAUCAGAAAGUCUCAGAGACACCAUCUGAUUGGUGCAGUGUGUCAUUAUGCCGCACAUGCGCACUAGCCUCCUAAUACUAGCCUGCCUAUGAUAAAGCAUUGGAUUGGUUGAGAUUGAUGAUCUCGGCCUAAAAAGCAGAGCUUCCUUUUUUUUUUUCUUUUUUUUUUUUUUAACAUUUGCUGUGGCUGUCUGAUCACCUAAACAGUGACUAGUAUACUAUAGCGGUAGGAAUACAUGGUGCUUGUCCCGAGCUUAGACACUGCAUGUGCCCCUGGAGAAUAUACAUAGUUUGUAGCAUCUCUGUUGUUAAACCUCUAAUGUGAGAAAGUCAUGAUUGUUAUUUUUAUAGUUUUUUUUGGAGAGUGCUGUGCCAGGCCUAUGUGGGAAAUAAAUCAGUGUACAAAUGCACAGUAGUCUUUAGUAAGUAUGCCAAUGCCCAAUUUACUGCAAAUAUUUACAGUAUUUUUCUGGCGUAUAAGAUGACUUUUUAACCCUGGAAAAUCUUCUCCAAAGUCUGGGGUCGUCUUAUACGCCGGGUAUAGGGUCUAUAUAGCUGCCGGGGGCGCCCUGCUAAUGCCGGCCCUUCUAAUGCUGCAGCCGCCUGAGCGCUCUAUAGAGAGCGCUCAGACGGCUGCCGCACUGCCUCUCUUCUCACCUCCCCUUCCCUGUGCAGAGUGGGUGACCGAGCUCCUCUUCGUCCUGUCAGUCCGGCCAGGUACCACGCGGUACAGGAGAUUCAGUUACCUGUUCCCGGCCGCACUGAAAGGAAGUGCACACUGAGUGCAAAUAUUUUGGUCUAAAAUGUAUAAUUCCAUUUUCAAAUUUCCACUAGUCCCAGUUUAGUGUACACAAUUGUGUGUAUUAUCUUUUUUUCGGUCACUUCAGAUAUAUCUAUGAAUCCAUUUUUGUUUAUGCCUCUUCACAGGCUGGAGCUGACAUGUGAAUUUUAAAUUGGGUGUGUGAUACAGAUAAUACAUUCAAAAUAUAUGUAUAAAAAUAAAAUGCUAAAAGAAUAACGGAUUCUCACACAUGAAGUUCCUGUUUACGUAAUAAAUCACCAGGCUUUGAAACUUUUGUAGUGAGCACUGGUCAGACCAGGAAGUAUCUGGGGAAGGCCCAUUUUGAUGUCCCUUUAAUCUCCUCUGGCAUUGUUCAGCUUUUUCCACAAAUUCUUGCACAGCAGGAAUUUUAAGAACUGGUCGUUCAGUGUUUCGCAAUUCCUCUAUGGAAAACUAACAAGCGACUUACUACUCUCAGAACCCUAUCCUGUGUAUAACAUUCAGCUGUAUUAUUGGAGAAAAGUUGGAAACUAAACAAGUUAGGAAGGAAGUACCGAAGUAGUGGGCCUAUGAAUCUUAACUGUGUAGUAUUUAAAAAUAUAAAUAAGACUAAUGAAUAAUAACCAUCAGGGUAACUAGCUGUAACCAACGCAUUGCACUUAACGUGGGUGUGUGGAGUGUCACUUUAAUGGUUAAUCUGAAAUAAAAGAUUAAAAUCCCAAAUCCAGCUACAGUGAGAUGUGGGGGAGAAAAAGCAAACGCUGACUUUCAUGCUCAGCAUCUUAAACAGAACAAUAAUCCUGACUGUUUGUCUCAGACUUUAUGGCUCUGAGCAGAAUCUGUGGCUGAAGCUAUGAGAUAGUGGAGGACUAGCUGUCAAACCAUCUGCGUUCUAAAAAUGUACCUUUUGUCUUCAAAGCCAAUUCAUUGUUAUUAAAAUGGCACUGCCAUACAUUACGUCAUGCAUUCCACUAAAUACAUUGUAAUGAGGAAAACUGGUAAUGUGUGGGAAGACCAGGAACUAUUCUUUACAACCGAGAGAGAGGAACAUAUGUGGGGUUCUUGGCCAGAUGAGGUUUUGUUGGCCAGUAGAUUAGUCUGUUGAGAAUUACUCAUAUCAGGAUAUUUUAAAGGGGGGUUUGUUAAAGGAGCAGCCUAAGCACCAUAACCACUACAGCACAUUAUUUAUGUUGCUAUUGACACCAUCUCCUGGUUCUGCAUCGAACCGUUUCUGAGGUGUUUUAUAUAAAUAGUGUCCUCCAGGUGCCUAUGGCCUGUCCCUUCAUUCAUAAUUUAAAGGGAUACUAUAGUGCUAGAAUACAAAGUUGUAUUCCUAGCACUAUAGCUCCUUCACGCUCCCCGUACUGUAAAGGUUAAUAAAACCUUAGUGUACUUACCCGAUACCAGCGCCGAUGUCCCUCAGUGCUGUGUAGGCACUCUGCUUCCUCAAACAUUAACCAUCGGGAUCGCUAGCACAUUAGGCAAUUUCUGAAUAAUAAAAUUACCAAGUAUAAAUGGACGUCCAAAGAAGACUGCAUGUGCCCUCCUUUUUACAGUUUCUAAAAGCGUCUGUGCCUGUUCAGAUUAUGGCUAUGCCCCUCUGGAAAAAUGUCUUCCUCUGAAAUUGCACAAGCACGUAGUUAAUUUUAACAGCUAACAGAAAACCAGCUGAAUUGACAUCGAAAAAUGCCUGAAAUGACUAUAUUUGCCUUCUAGGCAUUGGUUCCAAAUAGUACGUUUUUGUUUUAUUUUGAAACAGCUGAAUUUGCACAUAUGAACAUCAUUCGCCUACUAUACAGUAUUUAAUGGAUAGACCUAUACGUGUAACAGAUUUAUGCAGUUAUGGAAUGGUUAUAGAAAAUUAUUGUUACAAACAAUCAAUGCAAAGGUAUCAGUGCAUUUCAUGACAAAAUGUUUGGGGGACCAGGGUAGCCCUUUGGGGCACUCUCCAAUGCUUAUAGUGCGAGUAUCUGUGAACUGUUAUCAAUGCAUUUGAAUUGUAGUCAUUUAAUAUUGUUUUGUAACCGAGUUACUGCAAAUAUUUUCCAGUUUAAUAAAAUAAUAAUAAUACGUGUACAUUUUUUUUUCUCCCAGAUUUCCGAUACUUGGCCUGGUUAUAACUUGGAUGUAUUUUCAUUACCGAACCAUUACUGUGAAGAUUUGGAAUGUGUAUAUAUUCCGCAUGGUGUGAUAGUGGACAGGUGCGUUCAUGAAAUAUGAUGCUGAUAUCACAUGGCCGUCCUGCUGAUUUUUGAGAGUUAGGUGCUUGCAAUCUCAUUCUGUUACUAAACCCACCUACAGUGAACACUUUCUCGGAGGUCUAGAGAACAAAAGUGUGCUUUAAGUUAUCGUCCGGGAUACAAUUGACCAUUUUUAUGCACACCAAUGUUCCAUAUAGCCAAAUAGGGGCACUUUCCUUCUAGGGAAUGUGACUGGAGGUAAGGCCAGGGGAAAGAUACAUGCCAGAAAAUUAUAGCAGACCCCAUGGCCUACUGAUAAUUUUUAUGUAACUGAAAAUUUUAAAUUGUACUAAAUCAGUGUAUGUUAUCUACACAGACUGAAUUCUAAACAUAUUUACUGUGGUUUAAAGGGACACUAUAGGCACCCAGCCCACUUCAUCUCAUUGAAGUGGUCUGGGUGCAGUGUCCCUGUCCUCUUAACUAUGCAAUGUAAAACAUUGUAGUUUCAGAGAAACUACAAUGUUUACAUUGAAGAGUUAAAGGACCACUAUAGUGCCAGGAAAACAUACUCGUUUUCCUGGUACUAUAGAGCCCCCACCCUCAGGGUCCCCCUCCCGCCCGGCUCUGGAAGGGGGAAAGUGGUAAAACAUACCUUUUUCCAGCGCUGGGCGGGGAGCUCUCCUCCUCCGAUCCUCCUCUUCUCCUCCCAUGCGGCUGAAUGCGCACGCGCGGCAAGAUCUGCGCGCACAUUCAGCCGGUCAUAUAGGAAAGCAUUAUCAAUGCUUUCAUAUGGACGCUUGCGUGCACAGUGAGAAGCACGCAAGCGCCUCUAGCGGCUGUCAAUGAGACAGCCGCUAGAGGAAUUGGGGGAAGGCUUAACCCAUUCAUAAACAUUCUCUGAAACUGCUAUGUUUAUAAAAGAAUGGGUUAACCCUAGCUGGACCUGGCACCCAGACCACUUCAUUAAGCUGAAGUGGUCUGGGUGCCUAGAGUGGUCCUUUAAGACUGCCUCCAGUGGUUGUCUAGUUUAACUCUGUGAAACAACACUGGACAUCUUCGCGCAUUGCAUGAGCACGUCCAGCGUGUUGAAAUCCCACAUAGGAAAGCAUUGAUUCAAUGCUUUCUUAUGAAGAAGGCCUAAUGUCGACUAAGGCGGAACCCGACCCAGUGCAGACAGGAAAGUGUUUAAACAGGUUUUUUAAAUCCUUACUUGGUGUGGGGUAGGGAUACACUUUUGUACUCCAGACGCUAUAUGUUACUCCUAACGCUGUAAAGUUUCGAUAUCUAUCUAAUCGAAAAUGGUUCUUUUAUAAUUAAUUGCAGAAAUGACUCUCUGGCUCAGCUGGGGAGGUUAGCUCCAUAGCACAGCCUGUGGUCCUUUCCAUACCAUAGAUUGAAAGUCAGUUCUGAGCAGAAAAUCAGAUCUGCAGGUUUUUCCAGCUGUUUUUAGAUAUAUCCAAAUGAAAAACAAAAGCCGAGAUAAAUGCAAUGCAUGUUUUUAAUUCGGGGUAUAUCUACUAAGUAGUGACUUUGUGUUACUUUAAAAACCUGAAUAUUUAUUGCUGUGAAAUUGUUAUAGACUCAUUUCCAACAACUAUUAGUAGAGAAUACAGGGACAGAUGGAUUUAGACGUUAGAUAUUUGGGAGACUAGUUCAUGAGAUUAUAAGGAGAAUCACAGGACAUGACAAUAUUAUUACGUAAAUGUAAACGGACUACUUUACCCCUGAAAAGUUAUGGCCCAUCUGUUCCUCUUAUAAUAAUAUUGUUUGGAAACUUUUCUUUUUCCCCAUUACAGGAUAGAACGCUUAGCUAGUGAUAUAAUGAAAGACAUCGGGGAUAAUCAUAUUACAGUCUUAUGUGUGCUUAAAGGAGGAUACAAGUUCUGCGCUGAUCUAGUUGAACACAUCAAGAAUCUCAGUCGAAAUUCAGAAAGGUUUAUUUCCAUGAGAGUAGACUUCAUCAGGCUCAGAAGCUACUGUGUAAGUUUAAAAGCUCCUCCAACUCCUGUCUGUUAUGUUGGUUAUCAAUAGGAGCCAAGGAUCAGAUCUGUCCCUAAUUGCAAUUUAUUUAUUUUUUCCCUUUAAACCUCGCUUACUGUCUGACUGUUGCCACAUUGUUCUUUCGAGGGCUCCUCGGUUGAGUUUUUACUCAGUCCUGUUCUCUGUGAUAGAUCAACUCUCUGGCCUAUGGAAACCCAACAUUCUACUGCUGCCUUAUAGAUUACCUGAUUGGUUUACUUUUAAGCAUUUUUAUUAAUAUUAUUAUUAUUAUUAUUAUUAUUAUUUUUUUAUUUUUUUAUGGGACCAGAAUGAAGUUUAUGGGUUUUCGUCUAAACAGUGACUCCCUUGGAUGAUAUUCUAUCAGAAUCACUGCGUGUCGUUUACUGUAACCACAGGUUCGGUUAAACAGUACUACAUCAGCUUGGAAGUUUUGAGUGAUCCGAUUUCCCCAGACUGAUGGUUCUGUUCUAUCUCUGUACUGACACUGUUUCCAAUUGGUGUUUCCGUUCUCUGACUCCAAGUUUUUGUGGUGUGAUUAUUAUUUGAAUUAUUCAGGAUUACACUAUGUCAUGUCCAGGUAAUGUAGCCAGUAAAUGCCAGGUCACCAUUCCUUUUUGGGCAGAUAUAUUGGAGUUGGCGUUUUGUUUAUGCAUGUCUGGCCUUUGCAGUUUUUCUCCUUCUUCUAAAAGGAACCUUACCUUAUUGUAGCCAUUCAGGUGUGCUGUGUGCACUUAAUAUGUCUGUCUACAGCAAGGAUAGGCAACCUUUGGUGCUCCAGAUGUUUUGAACUACAUUUCCCUUGCCUGCAUUAUGGGCGAUGUAGUUAAAAACAUCUGGAGUGAUGAAGGUUGUCUACCCCUGGUCUAUUGUAUAGUUGGCAACAUCUGAAAAAAAUAUUCCAGGGUCACUUUUGCCACAAAGCAAUUUAGAGGAGUGUUGAACACACGCACCAGUUUCCAUAGGCCCCGCCGACUAUAUAAUUCUCCUGGAAAAAACAUCCCCACAGUACACUAGCAACUGCUAGUUAAAUGGAGCCUGAAGUCUGUAUGUGCAGCAUUUUGCUGUGAAAUGCUGUACAUACAGAUUUUUAACCCCUCCACUGCCGGAGGUUUUAAUUCCAUUAGGGAGUCAUCAACAAGCUCCGAACUAGAGUUCCAGGCUGGCUAAUGUCAAUUCUGAGCAACUUUUAUUGCACGGAACGUCCGUCAUUGGCUGAGAGCUGUCAGCUAACAUACAAUGACAUUCAAUGAAUGACGACAGCAGUGACUUGCUUUCGAUGAUUAGAGUAACAAUUAAAAGAAAAUAUAUAGUCACCAAAACAACUUUAGCUUAAUGAAGCAGUUUGGGUGUAUAGAUCCUGUCCAUGCAGUCUCACUGCUCAAUUAUCUGCCAUUUAGGAGUUAAAUCACUUUGUUUCUGUUUAUGCAGCCCUAGUCACACCUCCCUUGGCUGUGACUGACACAGCCUGCAUGAAAAAAAAAUGGCAUCAUAUUCAAUACAAUGAUAACUUGUUUUAUACGUUUUUAAUCUCCUGUUCUGUAAAUUGAACUUUAAUUACAUACAGGAGGCUCCUGGCUGGGCCUAGUGAUCUGUUAACAGAGCAAGAGAAAAGAAAUUCCAAAUUAAAUAAAAUUUGCAGUAAACAAAGUGUAAAGAUUAGAUGACUGACUGUUUAGGGAGGUGUGCCUAUGGCUGUAUAAACAAAGUGAUUUAACUCCUAAAUGGCAGAGGAUUGAGCAGUGAGACUGCAGGGGCAUGAUCUAUACACCAAAACUGCUUCAUUAAGGUAAAGUUGUUUUGGUUACUGUAGUGUUUCUUUAAGGGCCAGAAGUCAAUAACUCCCUGUCAAUACUGGUGACAUUUUCUAGUCUGUAAACAGCCACUAUCUGCUAACAGUUGGGACUGGCACUUUAAUGACUAGUGCUGGCUGGUAAGACAGCGUUGGAAAUUAACCCCAGAAUUCUAUUGUUUUACUAAAUAGUUUAGUUUAUAAGUUCUAUUUUUUUCAAUGACAUUCUUAAAAUGCAAGACAUAAUUCUGAGGCAAGUAUCUAGCGGAGCGAGGCUAGAAAAAAUGGGACUGUCCAGUUAAAUUCUCAAGUACGUUAGUUGGCAUACUUGCUAUUAUUAUAUGAGUUGACAAGUAUACUAUUGUUUUGAAACAUUUUUGAAUUAGGAUAUAAUCCUUUCCAGUUCUUCUUUCCCAAUUCAAUUGAUGCUUAAGUAAUCGCCGUGUCACUCACUUCCUCUCCACGGUCCAAUCAAAUGGUUCACAGAAAAGCAUUUGAUUGGUCAUCUUCAGCAGACCAGAGCAAAGAGGAAAUUGAAAUAUCUCCGUAUGUCCAGAGUUUCAAUCAGGAACGCUACACACACACACACUCCUACCACUAUGACCAUUUCUACAAAUAUAAGUGAGCAUGGUAGUUGGAGUAACCCUUUAUUUUGCACAUCAAUGGGAAAAUACAUUUAGGCCAUAAAGCCCUGCAUAAGUCCUGUUUGAUUCAGAGUUGUCCUUUACACUGUAGAUAAACUGAUUUCUCUUCCAGGGCUCUAUUAUGUUGUCCUACAUGUGUGUAGAUGGACUGAAAAUGGUGAUCACCUUGGCCUCCCUUCCUCAGGGCCGUACUGGGACAUAAAGUCCAGGCAUAUAUGUUCUUUUCUGAUCUUACUCUCUGUUUUGUGCUUGUCACCUCUUCCUGGGUGUUCCAUCUGUCCCCAUCUAAUUGAGUAUUGACAUUUAAGUAGGGGCAAGUUAUGUGUGUAUGUGUUUGUUUUUUUAUUAAUUUGGAUUGAGGUGCCAUUUUAUUCUUGGACCCACGCAGCAAUAUGUAUCGGUCCAAUCCUGGAAACCAUAACGAGAGCACAGAACUAGUUAUGGGCCAGCUUACUGCUCAUUAGAACCCUGCAGUUUAAUUCUAUUCUAGCAGAGCUACGGUGAUAAGUCGGCAAUUCUACACUUUUACUUUCCCUUUUGGAGACGUUAGUGCCACUGACUCAAGUCAACAGUGUUAUUUUUGGUUUGCAGAAUUGUUUUCCUUCCUAAAUUUUACAACCAAUGUUAAUGUCAGGAAACUGCUAGUGGCAGCUGGCAAACUGUGAGUCAGUUAGGGCCACUAGUUCUGCUUAGGGAAUUCGAGACAAUUGCAGGGUUCUUCACUAAGAUAAGAAUCAAGGUGAAUUUCAAAUUUAAGGUCAGAAUAUCUGAACGUGAAAAAAAUCUCUGUCAGCGAUGCUUUCCACCCAUCUACUCUGGCCUUAAAUUUAAAAUUCCCACUGAGUACACUUUGAAUUCUCACUUUUUAGUUAAGCGAGAACUGAUCUUAAAAUAAAUCUGACCAAACAUGCAGAAACCUGGUUUAGAGCCAAAUAUCUUUUAUUUUGUUCAAAGCUAUUAGUGUAGUAUAUUCUAUCUGUAGAGUUUCUUUUUUGUUUUGUGUUUUGUUUUCUUCAUAUAGGAGUGAGUUUUUUUUUUGUUUUUUUUUUUAGAAUGACAAAUCCACAGAAGAUCUGCAAAUUAUUGGAGAAGAAGAGCUGUCAAAGCUGACUGGGAAGGUAUUUUAAUGUGCCAAUUAUUUAAUGCAUAAAUAUAAAAUUAUUCCACUAGAAUUAUUCCACCUUCUCUUUCAAUACAACGUGACUUUUUUUGUUUUGUUUGUUUUGUUGUUUUUUUUUAAAUAGUUUCAGCUUCUUACAAUUCAAUUAAGGAAGUAAAUUGUGUAAAUACUUCAGUAAAUAUGCGUUUUCCUCAUAAUACGUAAGCUCAGUUACAUAGUAUUGACAAAGGAAUUUCAACAGAACUUACUUGUAAGCAUGUUCUAAUUAAUAUGUUCUAAGUUAUUGUGUAAAAGUGUAUCUAGCACGGGAGGUACACUUUACAGUAAGCAUAAGAGGGAAAACGUGGACCUCUGACUUAGACCAGGGCUCCCAACAGUCCUGCUUUUGCUGGGACAGUCCCGUUGCUGCAUUCUGUUUGUCAUUGAGCAGGUAAAAAUCAAUUUACCUGCAGUACUUGGAGACUAAGCUUUAACUAUCCAUUACACCUGGACAUUUCCUAUCUGUGUCAGUUGCUGCACAGGAUAAGAUUGAUACAUUGAAUGAUUUAACAAUAGAGGACAUUAAAACAGAAUCCAAAAAUAAAAACUAUCAAUUGCUGGCUCAUUUACUGAAGCAAUAUCCCCUGAUUUCCCCUUUAUAACAUGAAGCAGCUUUUCUUAAAUUAAUCAUAACCUUCAGUCAGCCGCAGGCUUAUGACAGUUGUAAUUACUUGUAAUAUGUGCAGAUCUGCUGAGAAACCUGUUGUCAUUGGCUAGUUCAUGAGAUCUUUUCUAUUGUUAAUAAACUGAAAUGAAAAUAUAUAAAAGUGGCAAGAAUGGUUGUGCUAAUUAGCAUAUAUUCUGACCGCUCUGGUGGUAUAAAUCUGUUCUAUAAUGUCUGCAUGUAAUGUAGCUUAAUAGCUGUAUUGAUGUUGGUGCAAUAUGUGACAAUACAUUUAUUUGUCUUUCUUUUGAUUUAGAAUGUACUUAUUGUAGAGGUAAGUGACAUUUUAUUCUCGUAUUUCUAAUUUAUGAAUUCAUACAAAUGUGGUUUUAACAGAAUUAAUCCGUAUUAUUGAUUGAGCUUGUUUUAUCUAUACAGAUCAUCCUUUAAUAAUGUAUGAAUAAUUUUUAACUUUAUUAGAACCUAUAUAUCCAUGGGGUGCAUGAAUGCUUUUCAGUUGGUGGGAACAAAUCAAAUUACUUUUAAUCAAUGUCCGAAGGACGAAAUCUGCCUGACUUCACAGUCAAAGCUUGGCUGAUCGGUUCGGGAGUGGUUUAAAAGUCAAUUGAUUCAUUCGCAUCAGCGGAAAAGCAGUUAUGAACAAGUGUAAUUUCAUUCCUUCUCUCCAGUUUUAUUGCGUUCCAUACCAGCACCCAUAUUUUCUCCUUUACCUCCCCAAGCAAAUUUCUCUCCUCCUCCUAUAUGUGUGUUUAAAACGCUAUAAAGAUUUGUCAUUAUCACGGCCUCUAUCUGUUUACACACACAGCACUGUGUAGUGGACUGGGCUGUUUGCAUCGAGUGGCAGAGUCACAGUCUGUGCUUGCUUUGACCAUGGUUGGAAUCUUUCUCUGGAGAGGAGAGCGUACUCCGUAUAAAUUGUGCAUAUAGUGUACAUUCCGCAAACACGCUACUUGGACAUAAUUGAAAGUCAGAAAAUCUGAAAGAUCUGGUUGCCUGAUUAACAGCUCUGAGAGUCUGUCUUAAAACUGCAACAAUUUGUUCAAUAAUACAAUGUUGUUAUGGUGCUUUGACUGAUCCUUUAAUAAAGCUCCAUGAAUACACAGAUUGUCAUGGUUGUCAUAGAUGGACAUAUUGUUAAUGAUAGCCCAGGCAUGGAUUAGCAGUUAAAAAGUACAAAGCUAUAAUAUUUUUAUUGACACGUUUUUUGCCCCCCUCUUUUUUUUUUUUUUUUUCUGAAGGAUGUUAUUGGAACUGGUAGGACGAUGAAGGCUUUGCUUAGUCACAUGGAGAACUACAAUCCAAAAAUGGUAAAAGUGGCAAGGUGGGUUUCAAUCUUGUUUUAUAUUUGUGAGUGGUCAUCUGGUCUAACUAAUUUUAAUACUAUUAAUUAAGCGACCAUGUAGGCACUAUAACCAUUCCUUCUGAAUUAGUUAUAGUGCUUGAAGUCCCCUAGCACUGACCCUCCAUUUAAUGUUAAAUCAUUUUGCAGCAAUUUAACAUGGAACAAGGGUCCCUGGCUUUUUAUAGCUCAAACCCCCACCCACUGUAGGUAUGGCUAAUGCAGAGGUUACACACUUCCUUCUAGCUAUAGUCCCAUUUAUGCUGUGCAUGUGCAUCAGUUCCCCAGUGCUCUGAGGAGGAUUGAAUUUGACCAACUAUAAAGGAGGCCAUGCCUCCCCUAUGCUGUUGCAGGAGGAAAAGAGGUAGCGCAGAGGGACCCUUGGCGCUGGAAAAAGGGAAAUAAAACUUUACUUUUCUUCAUUUUUACUGCACUCGCAGGGAGGUGACCCUGAAUAACCAUAGGAACAGGAAUACUAUAGAUGAUAGAUUUGUAUUCCUGACGCUAUAGUAUAAAGUUAUCUUUAAAAUGUUGACAAUUCUCACUUUUUGUGAAUAGACCUGUAUAUACACAACUUUAGAUGCCUUCUGUGUAUAUCCCCAAAGUUCCAGCUUGAUUCUACUUAGUACAAGCAAACUAAAGGUUAUAGUUGUUUUAUGGAGACAUUAAUUUCAUGGCUGUCGGUAGUGGUUAUUUUUUUAUUUUUUAUUAUUGCAGUCCCAGAUUACACUUUCAGACAAACACAGCCUUGUCAUAACCUUUCCAACAACAGUGCCACCUACUGGUAAUAUUACAUAAUUACUGCAAACGUGGAGAUGGGAAUCACAAUGUUACAGUGCUAGAGAGUGGCGUCAUUUUGAAACAUUCUAUUAACCAAAUAAAGGAUUGUUUUUAACCUUCUAUAAAGACAAAGGAGAAAAACACCUUUAUAUGGUCACCAAUAGUCACUUGGUAGAGGCGAUACCAAUUCAUUCAAUAAGAUGGGUGAAACGAGAAUGUGGGUUUCAUUUUUAUUUUUCAGAUUACCUUGGAAACUGAGAGCAAGUGGAAAUAACUUUUUUUUAUUAUUAUUAUUAUUAUUUUAUCCAUUAUACAUUGAGGAAAAACACAUUUAUUUUUUUAUCCGACAUAUUUUUAUGAUAAUGUAAUGAAAAUAAUGUUAACGCAUAAUGUCUUUUUUUUUUUUUUUGUAUUGCCAGAAUGUUAAUAUAUUCUUGUUUAUAGGUUUUGCUAAAUUAAACUCCAAUCAGAUUAAGCAAGACAGAUCCAUCUAUGUGUAUUAAAAUGAAUUAGUAUUUAUCUCGAACUGGCAUCAAAAAAAGGUUUCACUCCUUACUCAGGGAAUUUAAUUUUAAAUAAUUACAAAUUAUUUUUCAUUGUUUUUCAAUGACGUUUUAAAACAUUCUGUCUCUUUCUUACAUGUUAUUCCCUGGUAUUACUAAUUCUUAUAUAAACGGUAAAACUCUGUUUAAUGUAAAAGAUGGAUAUUUCUAUUUUUUGCAGCUUGCUUGUGAAAAGGUCUGCUGGAAACAACACCUAUAGCCCUGACUGUAAGUCUAAUUUUCAACACAAUUUUAUUUCUGAUAACAGUUAUGCCAUUUAUUAGCAUCAUGUUUAAACUGGAACCUGUUCACUGUGUCAUGCAUACUAAAGUUGGUGACUUUUACUCUGAAUAGACGCUUAAAUUCCAAAAGUCUGUAAAAAAAAAACCUCAGAAACUGCUAAUUGGGUAUCUAUUUUGGAACAUUCCCAUCACAUGUUUGUGUCUAGCAGAGAAAUUUUGCUAAUGCCAUAUUUUGUCCCAUGUUUUCGUUAUAUAUUUAUUUAUCCGAUGGCUAAUUCCUAUGAAUGACAUGAAGAACAAAUUGCUUGUUGGACCAAAUGUCGUCUGUGCAAUACACUCUUUCAUUCGUUUGUUACAAUUACAAGGAGGGAGCUACUAGCUUGCAGCUCCCUCCUUGUAAAAAUAGAAGCGACCGUAUCUGUGCUUCCUAAAUCCCCCCAUGGCCCUCUCACCCUUGGUCUGUGCGGAUCAAUAUGACCCCUAUAACCGUAUAAGGGAGGUUAAAUGCUACCUCCUGCCCAUACCCUCUGUGCCGUGAGUAGGGGCAUUUCUACUAAACAUUAAAAAAAAAACUAGUGACUGGGCAGCUAUUUCUACUGCUGCCCAGUUGCUAGUCCAAUAAAGGGGAACCUGACACGGGUUCCCCAUGGUGGGGCACCUAAUAAAUUAAUUAUUUGAGGGAAAUAUUAAAGGACCACUAUAGUGCCAGGAAAACAUACUUGUUUUCCUGGCACUAUAGUGCCCUGAGGGUGCCCCCACCCUCACGGUCCCCCUCCCGCCGGGCUGGAUGGCAAGGAAAGGGGUUAAACGUACCUUUUUUUUCCAGUGCCGGGCGGGGAGCUCUCCGCCUCCGAUCCUCCUCUUCGGCUGAAUGCGCAUGCGCAGCAGGAGCUGCGCGCGCAUUCAGCCAGUCUCAUAGGAAAGCAUUCAUAAUGCUUUCCUAUGGACGCUGUCGUCUUCUCACUGUGAUUUUCACAGUGAGAAGCACCAAGCGCCUCUAGCGGCUGUCAAUGAGACAGCCACUAGAAACUUUAGAAACUGGAUUAACCCAUUUAUAAACAUAGCAGUUUCUCUGAAACUGCUAUGUUUAUAAAAAGGGGGGGGUUAAUCCUAGAGGGACCUGGCACCCAGACCACUUCAUUAAGCUGAAGUGGUCUGGGUGCCUAGAGUGGUCCUUUAAAUAAAAUGAAUGGAGGGGCACAUUUAUUUAUUAAAGUGGCACUAUAGUGCCCUGAGGGUGCCCCCACCCUCAGGGUCCCCCUCCCGCCCGGCUCUGGAAGGGGGAAAGGGGUAAAAACUUACCUUUUUCCAGCGCUGGGCAGAGAGCUCUCCUCCUCCGAUCCUCCUUCUCUCCUCCCCGUCGGCUGAAUGUGCACGCGCGGCAAGAUCUGCGCGUGCAUUCAGCCGGUCUCAUAGGAAAGCAUUUACAAUGCUUUCCUAUGGACGCUUGCGUGCUUUCACUGUGAAAAUCACAGUGAGAAUCACGCAAGCGCCUCUAGCAGCUGUCAAUGAGACAGCCGCUAGAGGGAAUGGGGGAAGGCUUAACCCAUUCAUAAACAUAGCAGUUUCUCUGAAACUAUGUUUAUAAAAAAAAUGGGUUAACCCUAGCUGGACCAGGCACCCAGACCACUUCAUUAAGCUGAAGUGGUCUGGGUGCCUAGAUUGGUCCUUUAACAUAGUGACCCCUCCAGCCCCCAUCUAUAGCUACGGUGGGAACUAUUAAAUAAAAUCUACAGGGAGGCAUGGUGUCCUCCCAGUCUUCACCCGUUGGCAGCGAGUGGUGACCAUAAAUAAUAAAGGAGGGGUGGGCAUAUUGUCCAGCCCCCAUCCACUUGCAGCAGUGGGGGCUAAUAAUAAAACUUAUCCCCCGCCCCACUGGUAAGCAGGAGUCCCCAAAUCUCCUCCCCCCCAAAAAAAUACACUACCUACCCCCCUCACCCUAAAAAUUGUGAAGACUGGCCAAUAAAUACCUGAAACAUAAAAAUGUCCUACUUACCAUUAGAUGUCAUCUUUUUUUCUUCAGCCCUGAUUAAAAAUCUAUAAGGUCUUGCCACAACUAUUACAAUGAAAGAAGAAAAAAAAAAUAUCGGGGAACACAAAAUAAGCUGAAUAAUAAAUUCCAGACUAAAAAAUAAUGCAUCUUCACCCCGCGAGUGCUUUACACUGACUGUGUUAACAGGGCAGGGAAAGCCAUUUACUGCAGAGUCCACCCAGUAAAAAAUACAAUCUGAUUAUCCCAGCAGAACUACAGAGUUCAGAUAACGAAGAAGGCGGAUUAACCGGAUUAUUGAGGAGACCCUAGUCCGGUCCCCCUGUCACUACCCCUCCAACCACUUACCCCAUGUCACUGCUCCUCCAGCCCCUUACCCCAUGUCACUGCUCCUCCAGCCCCUUAUCCCAUGUCACUGCUCCUCCACCCCUCUACCUCCUGUCACUGCCCCUCUACCCCAUGUCACUGCCCCUCUACCCCAUGUCACUGCCCCUCUACCCCAUGUCACUGCCCCUCUACCCCAUGUCACUGCCCCUCCACCCCUGUCACUGCCCCUCCACCCCCUGUCACUGCCCCUCCACCCCCAUACCCCCGUCACUGCCCCUCUACCACCUGUCCCUGCUGCUCCACCCACUAUACUAUACUGCUCCUUCCCCCUACCCUGUCACUGCUCCUUCCCACUACCCCUGUUACUGCUCCUUUCCUACCCCUGUCUGCUCCUUCCACUACCCCUGUUACUGCUCCUUCCCACUACCCCCUGUUACUGCUCCUUUCCCACUACCCCUGUUACUGCUCCUUUCCCACUACCCCUGUUACUGCUCUUUCCCACUACCCCCUGUUACUGCUCCUUUCCCUACCCUGUCACUGCUCCUUCCCACUACCCCGUCACUGCUCCUUCCCCCUACCCUGUCACUGCUCCUUUCCCACUACCCCCAGUCAAAGCCCCUCCACCCCCACAUCACCAGUCACAGCCACUCCAGUCACAGCCACUCUACCCCCAGUCAGAGCCACUCCACCCCCUUCCCUCCCCCCCAGUCUCACACACUCUGUCACAUUCCCCCUCCACACACCCUGUCACCUCCACGCACACACACCCUGUCACAGCCCCUCUUCACACACCCUGUCAUCCCCACGCACACACAUGGUCACCCCAUACACAUACACUUUCAGCCCCCACACGGCAACGCUCGAUUCCAUGUGGUGCCAGGAAUCGCGAGAGAGCCUUAACCCGGCGGAGCUGCAGAGCCCCUACAGUGCCACCGGACCACAAGGGAAUAUGCUGACCACCCCUCAUCCCUGGAUGCAGGGAAGAAACAAGGAGGGAGGAGGGGUAGUCUCACACUACAACCCACCCCACACAGUCAUACACACUGCACUCGUCACAAUCACACACACUGUAUCCCUCGCAAUCACACACCCUGCACCCCUUAAACGCUGCACCCCUAACAAUCACACACACUGCACCCCAUGUAUAUUUGUAUGUAUGUGUGUGUGUGUGUUUGUGUAUGUAUAUAUAAAAAUACAUAUACACGCAGCGUAUGUUUGUACUUUAGGGUGCACACCCUAAUGCAAUUGGGUUGCAAAGCAGGUGCUCUGGGCAAUUGCUGCCUCUUGAGUUUAGCUCCACUGACCUGUUGUCUGAUAGCCAAGCUAGUUUAACAAGAUUAAUUUAUAAAAGUGCCAAUUUCUAUUGAAAUCUGCAGUUACUUUGUAAAACGAAGAGAAAAAAAUAGGAUACACUCUUCACACAAACUAAAGUGAUUUAGUAGUCUGGAGUUUCCCUUGAACUACUGAAUGAUGUGGGAUUUCAGGUUUAAUUCCCUCUAGAGCCAGAACUGCCAUGAUAUCGCUUGGAAUUUUCAGAAUAGUCCUUGGCCUUCGGGAUUGAUUUCUGAUACCUUAGGGAGGAUUUAUCAAAGUGUUUUGAAAAGUAUCUUCAAGGAUUCUAAAAUCUGUUUUAAAACUAGUUUGUACUUGUCACCUAUCCCAUUCGUAUUUAUUCCAACAUAUUGUUGCACCUCCACAAAUAUGUCCUGGUAACUGGGAAUAUAGUGUGAAUAUUCUAUGAGUAUUCUCUUUCUACACCAUGAUAAGUGGUGUAACAGGAUGCAAAAAAUAUAUAUAUAUAUAUAUAUAUAUAUAUAUAUAUAUAUAUAUAUUUUCUUGUGGAAAAAAGUGAUAAUAUUAAUAAAUGGAAUGCGAUUCAAAAAGCAACUCGAAAGAUUUUAUGGCCAUCAUAACUGAUCAUUCUGGCAAAAAUAUCAACUAAAAGACACAGAUUAUUUACCAACACUUUUCUAAAUCUUCUUCUGUGUUGUCUAUAUAACCCAACAAAGUACAGGCUGAUCACAUUUUUUUUAAAAAAAGUGUAAUAAGAUAAAAAUGUCUCGCUAAUGAAAAGGCUUUUGUUUUUUAUUUAAAGAUACCGGAUUUGAAAUUCCUAACAUAUUUGUGGUGGGAUAUGCUUUAGAUUACAACGAACACUUUCGAGAUCUUCAUGUGAGUACUGAAAACAAAUUUAACCCUGUGUGUUUAUUUUUUUUUUUCCAAUUUAUUUGUAAUUUAUUCAAUUUUUUUUUAUUACAAAACACCGUACAUAUACAAAACAAAACAUAGAAAAGACAUAACGAAGAUACAGUAAAGACAUAGGCUUCAUACAAUGUAAACUUAAUUAUGUUCCAGAAUAUACAAACGUAAUUAUGGUGCCAGAAUAUAAAAGAAGACUGCUCUUAGACCACUACAUUAUAAGGAGAAAUAGAGUCAACAAGCUCUCUAUAGAUGUAGCAUAUCUUGAAGUGGGAGGGUAAAUCUACACUGAACAAAAUUAUAAACGCAACACUUUUGUUUUUGCCCCCAUUUUUCAUGAGCUGGACUCAAAGAUCUAAGACUUUUUCUAUGUACACAAAAGGCCUAUUUCUCUCAAAUGUUGUUCACAAAUCUGUCUAAAUCGGUGUUAGUGAGCGCUUCUCCUUUGCCGAGAUAAUCCAUCCACCUCACAGGUGUGCCAUAUCAAGAUGCUGAUUAGACAGCAUGAUUAUUGCACAGGUGUGCCUUAGGCUGGCCACCAUAAAAGGCCACUAUAAAAUGUGUAACGCUAAUAAGUUCCCCCAACCCUGUGUGUUGAAUGACCCUGGGAGGUAUUCUAUAAACCUGGUAGUGAAAAUAUUGAUCAAUUACUAAAUUGAAAAGUAAAGUUUUUUUGUUUUUUUUUUAUUGCGGAGUUUUAUUUUCUAAACUGUAACACUCCUGAUAUAACAUAUUUUCAUUGUUCUGUAAUAAAUUCAAAGUGAAUUUAAAACUUAAAGGAUCACUAUAGUGUCAGGAAAACAAACUACCCCCCCACCCUCAGGGCCCCCUCCCCUCUACCUUCAGGGCCCCCUCCCUUGGUUAAAACCCCUUCAGCAGCUUACCUUAAGCCAGCGCCGGGCUCCCUCGGCGUUGGUGACCUCUCCUCCCCUGCCGAUAUUAGCUCCAGAGUGGAGCGGAAUGUGCAUGUGCGGAAAACAGCCACUAGAGGUUGGAUUAACCCUGCAAUGUAAACAUAGCAGUUUCUCUGAAACUGAUAUGUUUACAUCUGAAGGGUUAAAACCUGGGGCACCUGGCACCCAGACCACUUUUAUUGAACUGACGUGGUCUUGGUGACUAUAGUGUCCCUUUAAGGCCAAAAUUGCUGAAUUGGAAAAAUCUAAGUGAGCUUUGCUACCAGAUUGGCUAUUUUGGUCUAAAAUUUGAAAUUCACUUUGAAUAAACAUGAACUGACCACGAUAUAACAUGUAGGCCAAUGUAGCCGAUAAACAAACUUCUGUUAUUUUUACAGCUGGACUAUUUGGUGUAAAAUUUGUUCAUAUCAAUUUCCACCAGUUCAUGGUUUAGUAAAUAAAAUUGUCUGCCUUAAAGGGACACUAUAGGCAUCCAGACAACUUCAGCUCUUUGAAGUGGUCAGAGUGCAGUGUCCCAGGUCCCUUAACCCUGCAAAUGUAAUUAUUGCAGUGUUUAAGAAACUGCAUCCUUUUGUGGAUUAACUCCACCUCUACUGGCUGUCUACUACUAGAGGGACUUUUGGGUUGUUAGACGACUUUCGGUCGCCUAACUGAUGCUGGUAGUCCUCACUCUAUGCAUGGGGACAUCCACCAUCACCCAAACCCCCAUAGGAAAGCAUUAUUAAUGCUUUCCUAUGGAGGAAGUUCUAAUGCGAGCGUGCAUGCCCAUUAGGUCUCCCCCACUGACUUCCAGCACUGGACUCCGGUUAGUGACAAAAGGUUUUUUUUCAACCCCUUCUGCACCAUGGGGGGAGGUGGGGUGAAGGCAAGAGGGGGUGCCACGAAUGGGGGCACUAAUGAGAGCUAUAGUGCCAGGAAAACUAUUUUCCUGACACUAUAGUUUCCCUUUAAUGGUUUGCUAUCGACCAAGCUUUUACCUUGCCUUGCCUUAAUAACAAAGGCUUUGUGGCAGACUGAGCACACAGCUUUCUCCCAGAGCUACGGAGGUUUAGUCAGCUGCUCCAAUGGGUAAAAACAGGAUACGAUGAGGACAUGUUUGGGACUGUCGUGGUCAUGACCUGUGAAUAAUAAAUAUAUCGUGCCUAGGGAUUUAGUCAAUAAAUUGGGAAUUGUUGAAGAACUGAAAUAUAAUGUUAUCUUUCCCCAUGUGCAGGCUUUUUGCAUUCACUCUCUGAAUAAGAUGUAAAUUUAACUUUUAGACAUGGUCUGCAUUCUUUUAUGUUCUUUAUUGAGUAUCUAAUACAUUUUUCAUUUCACUUAUAUGGAAGGGAGGUUUUCAACCUAAUCCGUUGAAUUAAGAGACCAUCUCCUUUUCCAUGUAGGGUUAAGAUAUUACGGCAAACAUCUUGGACAUCUGCACAUUGCAGUCCAUCGUGUGCAAUUUCAUUUUUCUCUAACCUUGCACAUUAUGCCUACAGUCCACCAGCAGGGUUAGCAAUUAAUUCAGCAGUCUGGGCAAUGAAUUUAGAGGAUCUUUUUUUUCUUUUCAUUAUUGCCUUGGAAACAAACUGUAAAGUGAAAUAAGUUCUAUAUCAAGCUCUGAGUUUAUAACAGAGUAGAAGGUGUUAUUUGUCUUUGCGUGAAUCACAAAUUUAUUUUUAACUCGUGAAGUGAGCAAACAGCUUGGAUAUUUGAAUUUGAAUUCUUUCUAUACACUAGUGUUUAAACCCAGAUCUGUAUGCCCAAAAUAAUAUUCCGUAUUAUUUAGCUAUAUUUAGUUAUCAUCCAAUUUAAAAUCACCUCUUGUUAAAAGAAUGCUCCCGAUUGCUGAAGUUAUUUACAUGUUAACUGGUGAACCCCUUGUUCCUGUUAAUAAACUUGCGGAUUUAAGGAGAAAUCUGCACUUUUCUGAUUUAACUUUGUUAUUGUCACAGGUUGACUAAUUAUCCUGAAUUUUGCCAUUUGAAUUUUAGCAAAUAAAGCCCUGCAAUGCUUUUCACAGUUGGCAGAGCUGUUCAACCAAUGUACUCAUUAUUUGAAGACAGAAAAGGUAAAACCAUUAAUUAUUAUCUUGUUUUGUUUUUUUCAGCACAUAUGUGUCAUCAGUGAUAAAGGCAAGGAGAAAUAUAAAGUGUGACAAAAUUAACUUCUAACCUACGGUUUUUAGAAGACACAGACUGUUACCAUAAAAUGUGAAUGGCAUUAAAACUUAUUAUUUUUGCAAAAAAAAAAAAAAAUGGAGGGAGGUGAGUUUAUAUAAUUACAAUAAAGCUUUGACUUUAUAAAAAUGAUUUCUCUGUUUUUAUUUUUAAUCUUUAUUUAAAUAUAUCAUCUUUAUUGCAAUGAGAUCUAUUUCUCAAUCUAACAGAGCGACUCUGGCGCAAAUUUGCUUAAAGGGACGCUAUAGUCACCAGAACAACUACAGCUAAUUGAAUUUGUUCUGGUGAGUAGAAUCAUUACCUUCAGGCUUUUUGCUGUAAACACUGUCUUUUCAGAGAAAAUGCAGUGUUUACAUUACAGCCUAGUGAUAACUUCACUGGCCACUCCUCAGAUGGCUGCUAGAGAUCCUUCCUGGGUCAUGGCUGCCUAUAAUGCCUCCAAACAUUCAGUAUCUCCUCCCUCUGCAUGCAGACACUGAACUUUCCUCAUAGAAAUUCAUUGAUUCAAUUCAUCUCUAUGAGAUGUUGAUAGGCCAGGGUGGCGUUUGACUUGUGCUGGCUCUGCCCCUGAUCUGCCUCCUUGUCAGUCUCAGCCAAUCCUAUGGGGAAGCAUUGUGAUUGGAUCAGGCUACCACUUCUGAUGAUGUCAGCAGACAGUGGGCAGGUCAAAAAGAAACAGGGACAAAGCAUGCAGCUCCAAACUUGAAUAAAAGUAAGAUUUUACAAUAUUUAGGGAGGCAUGAGGGGUCAGGGGGGCUAGAUGGUGGCUUUAACCCUAUAAAGUCAGGAAUAUAUGUUUGUGUUCCUGACCCUAUAGUGCUCCUUUAAUAUUCACAUGGUGAGAAAGGAAAAAAAAAUGACAGUGAAAAUAAAUUAAUAUAGGAUGGUCAUGCAUCAUAUAGGUUUUUUUUUGUAGUUAAGAUAAAUUAAAAUGAUUUUAAAUAUAUUUAUUUGGCACCUGCAAAACCAGUGCAAUCCAUACAUAUGAGAUUCUCUGCUACAAUUUACCAAAUGUUAUGUGUUUGACAAAAUGGCUUUUUCAUGGAGCAGAGGUCAUCAAUUGGUAAAUUUCUUUAAUGGCAAUGGAUAUUUUAGAUAGAUUAAUUUAGACUAUGACAGCCGAUACUGUGGUUAGGAAAUGUGAUGCCCCAGGCUGACGUUUUGAAGUGUCUGUCUACCCCAGAUGUUAAAAGCACCAAGCAUCUGACACUGCUCGACCAUGGUCUAGUAAAAUGGAAAUGUAAACAUCAGGUCCUGCUAGGACCUUGAUUACAGACCUUAAAGGAACAAUAAAAGAGGGUUGUACCAUGCACAGACCUCAUCUCCCUAACACUAAAUGUGUAUAAUAUAAUACGCUCAAACAACAAGUUAGUCUUAUCUUGGGUAUUUAAGGUGAUCCUGUGCUGCACUUCGGCCAGUAGAAAGAGAUUAAUAGCAAAUGAUUCUAAUACAACAAGAACCAAAUACCCUUCAUUUAUUAAAACAAUACAUCCGAAGGGAGAUAAGUGUAGCUGUUAUCCAGGGGAAGAUGUUUCAUCCAAUUUCAUAAAUAGUAUCAUGGAAAUUGGGACACAGAUUCUGAGUCUCCAUAGAUUGUGGCUUCUUUUCCAAUGUUUCGGUCUUUCCGCUAUUGACUUGGGAAACUAUUUUGUGUUGUUGAGUACCGUGAUUCCUGUAGUAUCUUGUGACAUGAGAUGAUUGAUGACAUUUGAUGCAUCAUAAUAAUGAGGCCAAAACCUAGCAAAUGCAGUAAAGUAGUAUUGGUGCCCGGAGUGUCCCUUUAAGACAAAGAUUAAUGGCAUCAUACAGCACAUAGCAUUAUCUUGUUAACGUACACGCUUACAUAGGAAUAGUGCAUUUGACAAUAAAUCAUUGCUCUUUCAGUUGUAUUUGAGCCUAAACUUUAAAUAUAAGACAGCAAGCAAUCAGUGUUGUAUCACUGUUAUAGACCUUCAGGUGCUAUUCCCUACACAUGACUAUCCCCAGGCUGAAUGGACCUCAGUAGUGACACAAUGUAUGAGCUUCCAUUAAACAAAACUUUAUGUUGUGAUUUUUAAGCAUCAUUUUUAGGCACAAGCCAACCGUACGAAUACAAAAAAAACAGUUGUGAGUUAUUGUCUUUGCGCAUUUGUAUUUUCUCCUGAGGGAUAAUGAUAGAGAGCUAUAUAAUAGUCACAGAACCAAACUGAGAAAUAUUAUUAGAUCAAGAUAGAAUAGUAAAAGGCCCAGAUUUGCCAUAAGGCCACUGAGGCCACGUCCUUGGGAAAGCUGGUGCAUUGCUCACCCGGGCUUGUGCGGAGAGUGGGCUGUUGAAAAGCCCCAAGUCAAUGGCAGAGCUAUAUUCCAUCCUCUUUGUCCUCACAGCUGUGCAGAGCCUGGGGAGAGUCCAUGUCCUGGGAGAUGAGCAACAUGAAUCAUACUGCAUGGGAACAUAAAAUAUGAGCAUACAGGCUGAAGAAGGACACAGGGGCACAGGUUGGUGCGGGCGUUAGUCAUGUAAAGGCUGGUAAGAGCAGGUUGGUGCGGGCAUUAGUCAUGUAAAGGCUGGUAAGAGAGCAGAAAGCAAGUAAAGGGCAGGCAUGGGCAGAGAGUGGUAAAUGCAUGAGCAGAGGCUAGUGUGGGACAUAAGAGGGCAACUUGUAGAAGAGGCUGGUCAACGGGCAAAUAGAGGGCACAGACUGGUAAAGGGGCAGGAGUGGAGUGUAGAAGUGGGAGAGACUGUAAGGUAUGUGGAUGACACAGCAAAUUGUAUGUGGGGAGAUGAGACAAAAAUGGUGGAGGGAGUUGGAAAGGAAGUGUGAGAGACCCUAAUGAAGAAAGAGGUAGUUGAAGACUAGUCAGGAGAGCGAUGGAUGAGAAGUGGGAAGGUGAAGCAGACAGAAGUAUGGGAAGGAAUUGCCAGUAGGUAAUUAUUAUUUUUUAUAUAUAUAUAUAUAUAUAUAUAUUUUUAACUUGAAUUUUUUUUUUUUUAAAGGCUGUACAAUAGAACAUAAUUGCAAGUUAUACAGUCCAAAUAAUGGAUGCAAGUUGG
This is a messenger RNA of Pelobates cultripes (western spadefoot toad), 25882 nucleotides long. Lineage: Eukaryota; Metazoa; Chordata; Amphibia; Anura; Pelobatidae. The record is from the annotation of a GenBank genome assembly.